Messenger RNA from Rosa chinensis, 827 nucleotides. RefSeq names its product N-terminal acetyltransferase B complex catalytic subunit NAA20. Gene Ontology annotation, molecular function: protein-N-terminal amino-acid acetyltransferase activity. Lineage: Eukaryota; Viridiplantae; Streptophyta; Magnoliopsida; Rosales; Rosaceae. Gene Ontology annotation, cellular component: NatB complex. Bases 80 to 604 code for a protein of 174 amino acids. Gene Ontology annotation, biological process: N-terminal peptidyl-methionine acetylation. The record is from RefSeq and is a predicted model, not a curated record. The transcript is spliced from 6 exons.
GCGGAAUUUUUCUAUUUUUACCAGAUUGAAAUUCUUUCCAGGCUUCAAAGCUGAACGAGAGCGAGAGAGAAGAAGAAAGAUGACUACGAUUCGGAGAUUUUGCUGCAAUGAUCUGCUUCGUUUCACUUCGGUCAAUCUCGACCACCUCACUGAAACCUUCAAUAUGUCGUUCUAUAUGACCUAUUUGGCAAGAUGGCCCGAUUAUUUUCAUGUUGCGGAAGCCCCGGGAAAUCGAAUCAUGGGUUACAUUAUGGGAAAGGUUGAGGGGCAAGGUGAGUCGUGGCAUGGUCAUGUAACAGCGGUAACUGUUGCUCCAGAAUAUCGGAGGCAGCAGCUGGCCAAGAAGCUCAUGAACCUCCUUGAAGACUUCAGCGAUAAGAUCGAUAAGGGUUACUUUGUUGAUCUUUUUGUGAGAGCAUCAAACACUCCAGCCAUAAAGAUGUAUGAGAAGCUUGGUUAUAUAAUUUAUAGACGAGUACUACGGUAUUAUUCAGGGGAGGAAGAUGGGUUAGAUAUGAGGAAAGCAUUAUCUCGGGAUGUUGAAAAGAAGUCAAUCAUACCCCUCAAACGACCAGUUACUCCUGAUGAAUUAGAGUAUGACUAAAAUCUGCUUUCUAUGGAAUUUCUGCCUAGUAAGUGUGAUGAUGAUGCAUUACUGUAUGAUUGUGACUUUUGAAGAUCUGUAAGCUAGGCACUGUAAACUGCUUUUAGAAUCACUGAAUGAAGUGUGCUUGUGAUGAAUCUGACUCUUAAGCAGAAACUAGUGUGACUAACCUCUAGUGAGUUAACUGGAUUCAUACGAUCACUAUCUAUUGCCCUUGUUAUAU